CUCUUUUUUUCAGUGUCACUCUUAUUCAAGUUUUUACAGAUCAGAAUGCCAUUCGGAAACUAUCCUCUAUAGUCAAUACUUUAUCUUGUGACAGUAAAAAAAAAAAAAAAAGGCAUGAUCGGUGAUGCAAUUACCGCGAUGAUGCUUGGUGAAGCGAAAUGGUUUCGUAGAUAUUGAUGAAAAGGCCAUUCGUUUGGAUUUCAUAUUUACGAAACUCCGCUGGUAUUGAAGAUGUGUUUUUCUGUGAGGACAAGCCAACUACCAAAGUAUCGCAUAAAGACAAAAUUAAAGCCGACUAUUUAAGAGAAAGCUCACUCCGCCAUUGGUCUAGUGUCCUUCCUUACAACGAAGAAGGCACCCAGCAUUUUAUGCUCUUUAUCAUGUCACUUCGACAAGUUAAACCUGAGAAUAAUGGGAACCAAGCUUAUUAAUGGGAUUACGGUUCAUGCUUGUCUCAAAGAAACAGGAAUGGUCACUUGGAACUUUGAGGCUAUUAAACUCAUGAUACAAACUGCACAGAAAGACGACAUAGCAUUUUUAACGAAGCCAACCACGCCAAAGAUCUGCUACAGAGACGACUCCCCUUCUUCAGAAGGUAUUGAUAACAACGCCGAAUCAUCAUCUUCAUCUGUCGAUGUCAGCUGGGAAGAGGACGAAAAGAAAUUGAGAAUAAUGGAGGAUAUCGAGAACAACCUUGCGGAGCUUUUAAAAAAGACCAACGAACAGUAUGUUUCUUCUUCGUGGGAGAACAUUCAUACUGAUCCUAACACCACUCAUGCCGGUGGCGCUGCCAAUGCACUCAAGGGCGAUCAUGGUUAUGCCAACCACAACAAGACCACUGGUACCCACAAUCCCGCCGGUGUUAACCCUGAAGAGCCUGGUGUUCAUGAUUCUAGAGGUGUUCGUCAUGCUGGUGUCCCUCUUCAUGAAGGUCUUUCUCCUGUUCAAAAGAACUCUCCUCAUCAACAAGAUGGCGUUGAAGGUGAACAUGAUCUCAGUGGUUCUCCUGGUAAGGUCAAGGCUGGUGAUAAGAUCAAGGGUAACCUUGAAAAGUGUAAUACUUAA
Molecule: messenger RNA, 1065 nt
Organism: Mucor mucedo
Lineage: Eukaryota; Fungi; Mucoromycota; Mucoromycetes; Mucorales; Mucoraceae
Exons: 3
Coding region: 412-1065 (217 amino acids)
Source: RefSeq, a predicted model, not a curated record